Messenger RNA from Choloepus didactylus (southern two-toed sloth), 3413 nucleotides. RefSeq names its product zinc finger protein 14-like. Gene Ontology annotation, cellular component: nucleus. The record is from RefSeq and is a predicted model, not a curated record. Bases 97 to 2112 code for a protein of 671 amino acids. NCBI's taxonomy places the organism in Eukaryota, Metazoa, Chordata, Mammalia, Pilosa, Megalonychidae. Gene Ontology annotation, molecular function: DNA-binding transcription factor activity, RNA polymerase II-specific; RNA polymerase II cis-regulatory region sequence-specific DNA binding. The transcript has 4 exons. Gene Ontology annotation, biological process: regulation of immune system process; negative regulation of transcription by RNA polymerase II; regulation of cytokine production.
GUUUCCCGGUCCCCGCGCGGCGCCUGCGCUCUGUCCCCUGCGCCGGCCGCAGAGCCGUCGGGCGGACGCCCCGGGGGAGAGUCUCGGGAGGCGGCGAUGGACGCAGUGAGCUUUGAGGAUGUGGCUGUGAACUUCACCCUGGAGGAGUGGGCUUUGCUGGAUUCUUCUCAGAGGAACCUCUACAGGGAUGUGAUGCUGGAAACCUUCAGGAACCUCUCCUCAGUGGAUGAUGAGACUCAAUUUAAAGCCAAUGGAUCAGUUUCUCAGGGAAAUAUUUUUUGGCAAAACAUGUCCAAGGAACAGAUAACAGCAACGUUCACAAGAAAUGAUUCCUGCGUAUGCAUUUUAGGAAAAACUUGGAAAAAACAUAACUAUGAAAAUCAGCACAAAAACAAGGGGAGACAUCUGAGCAGAAAUCAUAUGGUGCAGAGACUUCUUGAAAGCAGUAAAGAUAAUCAAUGUAAGGAAACGUUCAACCAGAUUCCAGACCUUAAUCUGUACAAGAAAACUCCUGGAAAACAUCCAUAUGAAAGCAGUGAAUGUGGAAAAGUCUUCAUGCAUCAUGCCUUCCUUAAACAGCACAUCAGACCUCAUACUGGACACAAACUACAUGAAUAUCAGGAAUGUGGGCAGGUCUGCAGUUCUCCCUCCUACUUGAGAGCACAUAUGGGAACUCACAGUGGAAAGAAAUCCUAUGUCUGUAAAUCUUGUGGAAAAAUUUUUACUCAUUUCUAUUGGUUCACUCGACACAUGAGGACUCACACCGUGUAUAAAAUCUAUGAAUGCAAGCAGCAUGCAAAAGUCUUCAGUGAGUUCUCCCAUCUUACCAGACGUGGGAGAAAUCACAGUGGAGAGAAGCCAUAUAAAUGUAAGGAAUGUGGGAAAGAAUGUAUUUAUCCUUCAACCUUAGGAAGACACAUGAUAACACACAGUAGAGAGACACUGUAUGAAUGUAAACAGUGUGCUAAAGCCUUUAUUUGUCUCACUUCCUUUCGAAGACAUGAAAGGAUUCACACUGGAGAGAAACCAUAUGUAUGUAAACAAUGUGGAAAAGCCUUUGGUUACUCUCAUUCUUUUCGACGACAUGAAAGAACCCACACUGGAGAAAAACCCUAUGAAUGUAAGUAUUGUGGGAAAGCCUUCAGUUGGCUUGAAUCCUUUCAAAGACAUGUAAGAAUGCACACUGGAGAGAAACUCCACAAAUGUAAAAAAUGUGGGAAAGCCUUCAGUUGUCCCAGUUCAUUACAAAGACAUGAAAGGACUCACACUGGAGAGAAACCCUAUGAAUGUAAGUAUUGUGGGAAAACCUUUAGUUGGCUUGAAUCUUUUCAAGGACAUGUGAGACUGCACAAUGGAGAGAAACCUUAUGAAUGUAAACAAUGUGGGAAAGCCUUCAGUUGUCCCACUUCCAUUCGGCGACACGAAAGAACUCACACUGGAGAGAAACCCUAUGAAUGUAAAAAAUGUGGGAAAGCCUUCAGUUAUCCUCAAUCCUUUCGAAUACAUGAAAGAAUUCACACUGGAGAGAAGCCCUAUGAAUGUAAGGAAUGUGGGAAAUACUUCAUUUGUCUGUCAGCCUUUAGAAGACACAUGAUAACACACACCGGAGAAAAACCCUACAAAUGUAAACAAUGUGGUAAAGCCUUCAGUUGUCCCAGUUCAGUGCGAAGACAUGAAAGGACUCACAGUGGAGUAAAGCCCUAUGAAUGUAAGUUUUGUGGGAAGGCGUUCCGUUGGCUUGCGUAUUUUCAAGGGCAUUUGAGAAUGCAUGCUGGAGAGAAACCCUAUGAAUGUAAACAAUGUGGGAAAGCCUUCAGCUGUCCUAGUUCAUUUCGAAAUCAUGAAAGGACUCACACUGGAGAGAAACCCUAUGUAUGUAAGUAUUGUGGGAAAGCCUUUUGUUGGCUUGCAUCUUUUCGAGGACAUGUGAGAAUACACACUGGAGAGAAGUUAUAUAAAUGUGAAAAAUGUGGGAAAGCCUUCAGUUGGUCCUCAUCAUUGCUGAAACAUGUGAGAACGCACAGUGGAGAGAAACCCUAUGAAUGUGAACAAUGUCGGAAAACCUUCAAGUGGCCUUCAUCUUUACAAAAGCAUAUGAGGAUUCAUACUUGAUAAAAACCCUGUGUUUAAAACAAAAAACAACAAAAAAGGAAGGAAAGCCUUUAGUUCUCAUUCUUACAAAAACAUCUGAGAACUCACACUGGAAAGAAGACCUGAAAAUAAAAGUAAUGUGGGAAUGCUCCGUGCUAAUUAAUUCAUGUAUAAUUGCCCAGAAAGUUCAAACCAUGACAGAAAUCUUAUGAAAUUUAUAAAUGACAUUAUCAUGACACAGUACCUCAUUUUGAAAUUGAAUUCCUAGACUAUGAAUUUCCAGUUCUUACUUUUGGAAGUAAAACAUUGGGUGACAAUUUUCUAAAUGAACUUUUACUAAUACAACAAAUGUUUUAAUGGGUCAGAGUUUAUUUUUUAUAACUUGGAUAAUAAAAAAAUUUACCUAACUGUUGGAGCCAUUGGUAGUUUAAAGUGCAUUUUUUAAAUGCAAAGUAGAUUUAAUUUUUAAAUCAUUUUUUAACUGCUCCGCAAAUAAGGGGCCAUAGUAACAUUACAUUUGGUCUUUGUUGAGAUUUUCUUACUUGCCUCGUGUGGCAGAUAUCGUUUACCAAUUAUAUGUAUUUUAUCCUUAUUUCUUACUGAGAAGAGCUGUUUUUCUCUUUUUCUUUUUUAUUAAAACAGUCUUAUUCUACUUUCCUUGCUAGUAAAUAAUUGGCCUGAAAUUGUACGUAUGAAAAGUGUAUCACGGUAUAGUCACAUGUGAAUUGUUAUUUUCAUCUUUUGCCUUUGUCCUUGCUUCUGGCUGGGAUUUGGACAAUUUGUUCAUUCUUUUAAGUGAAACUUGUGAUAUGACAAAAUUUAGAGUUGAGUAUGGAUCUCCUGGAUGAUAUUAUGUCUACAUGGUUAAUGUUGGGAACUACAUUUUCUCAAAUUCCUUUGUGGUUUCAGGUUAGAAUUCACCAAUGCCCUGAUUUGGAUAAGAUUUGGAAGGCAGAAGUAAGAAAGCCACUACUGAGGUUUUGGAGCCACCACACAGGGACACAAGACAGAUACAUAGUCAUGUCGUGGAUACCAGCUUCUAGCUCAUUUUUUUACUGAUUCUUGGCUCUGCCAAUCAAGAGCUUCCCCAAACCCAACACCAACUACCAGAUUUACGUUGUCUCAGAGGUAUAGAUUUCCAAAGACACCUCCAGAAACUCCACAUCAAUGAUAAAUACCAAAGUCUAGAAUUCCUAAUGUGUCCAUCAGGCCACUGAUUUUGACUGUUAUAGCUGCGAAUAUUCUCUCAGUUUCUGUCUCCCUUCUUUUUGGAUUGUAACUAUAUGAAGUCUAAUUUGUGUAAUAAAUACCACAUUCUGUUA